Messenger RNA from Diceros bicornis minor, 813 nucleotides. RefSeq names its product ribosomal protein L39 (gene RPL39). The record is from RefSeq and is a predicted model, not a curated record. Gene Ontology annotation, cellular component: cytosolic large ribosomal subunit; ribosome. The annotation marks the transcript as partial. Gene Ontology annotation, biological process: translation. Gene Ontology annotation, molecular function: structural constituent of ribosome. Lineage: Eukaryota; Metazoa; Chordata; Mammalia; Perissodactyla; Rhinocerotidae. The transcript has 3 exons.
UCCCAAACCCCGCCUCCGGAGCGCUUUCUAACUACGUCCUUCCGCUCGCUUCUUCCUUUUUCUCCGCGAUCCUGGUGCGUGCGCUUGACUGUGGUCCUCGCCAUGUCUUCUCACAAGACUUUUAGGAUCAAGCGAUUCCUGGCCAAGAAACAAAAGCAGAAUCGUCCCAUUCCCCAAUGGAUUCGAAUGAAAACUGGUAAUAAAAUCAGGUACAACUCCAAGCGGAGACAUUGGAGAAGAACCAAGCUGGGUCUGUAAGGAAUCGCAGCUGAGUUGACACAUAUUUAUGCUGUCUCCAGGUCACUUGCAUCUUAGCAUAUCACUCUGAAACGCCACUAUCUGGACAGUUGGAUGUGUCUUAUACGGGAAUUGCUCUUACUCUUUGUUUCUAUGCGUCUGAACUAGUAGGUUGGUUCAGUAAUAAAUAUGUGAGACCUUCUGUUUCAACUGCUGUUGUAUUCUGGUUUGUGAAGUAUGGAACUCCCCCUCCUGCCAGAUCUCACACGGCAUUGUCCAAUAGAACUUUCUGCAAUGAUAGAAAUGUUUUCUGGCUACCCAGCAUCUGGAGUGUGGCUAGUGGCUCUUACACCUUAUGUUGUGGGAAGUGCGUAUGUGUCACCCUUGUACCUGAGGGUAGCACAUUCUUAAAUAGCAUCUUUAUAUGCUCUUCUGUGAUGUCGGUUUUCAAUAAGAGUAGGAAUCUGAACCGGGGAUUGGCAAACUGUUCUGCCUGUGAACUAAAUUUCUGCAUUUUUAAAUGGUUGAAAGAAAUGAAAAGAAUAUUUUACACUUAAUAAAUUUGAAUUUACUGGG